Messenger RNA from Racocetra fulgida, 1504 nucleotides. Lineage: Eukaryota; Fungi; Glomeromycota; Glomeromycetes; Diversisporales; Gigasporaceae. The record is from the annotation of a GenBank genome assembly.
AAGUGAAGAAGACGAAGAAAUUGUACAGAAAGCUUUUAGUAGAACGUUUCAAGAUCCAAGUAACCUUUCGGAAAGGUUCAUAAAAUUUAUCGACAAGUGUCUAGAUGAUUACGAAACGAUAAAAGGUUAUUAUGCGCCAUACACAACCUUAGUUCAAGCCAGUGGCACAGGAAAAUCCAAAUUAUUGAUAAAUGUUGCAGAAAAGAUAAUGACUGUAUAUUGUUGUUUGCGGGACUCCAAAUCAAGUGGUUAUCCAUUCAGAUCGGAUAUUGCUAACAUACUAGUAAGAGAUUUUAUGAAUGAACAAGAAGCCAUUGCUACCUACCUUGCAUACAUAUGCGCAUGUUUUCAAAAGAUGCAGGAAUUUGAUAGAGAUUUUAAGGAAUGGAUGGAUUGGCAUACCAAUAAAAUUUCGCAAGAGAAAUUUUGGAGAGAUGUUGAAAACAGAAUGGGAGAUAUCAAGUCCCACCUUAUGAAAUGUUCUAAGGAUAGCGAGACGACUGAAUUGGUCAAGAAAUAUUUAGUUAAAAAAAAACACAUAGAACGAAAAGGUUCAGUUAAAUACCUGUUUGCAUUCGAUGAAGCUCAUACACUUAUUAGUAAGAAUGAUGGAAAUAAGAGCGUUGGAAAAAACUCACUGUUCUACUACAUUCGACGUGCUUUAAUUCUUUUACCCAAAGAAGCAGGAAUUUUUGCAAUCUUUACAGACACACAUUCAAACAUUUCGAACUUUUCACCUGUUUCUUACCUCGAUCCAUCUAAAAGAGUUGCGGAAGAAGGGUUUAUAUUAUUUGAGCCGUUUUAUUUGUUAGACACUGUGGACAUGAAUGUUAAUUUUAAAAAAGUAAUGACAUUAAAGGAAUCUGCAGAUCCACAACAUUUUUUUCAAUACGGAAGACCUUUGUGGGGUGCGCUAUUAAUGCCUUCUAGUGAUACUAAAGGAAUGGAAUCAGAACAUAUUAUCGAAUUGGCCAUGGACAAACUUAUUGGCGGAAAAUUUUUCAGUGUUUGGAAGAAAGAUUUGAAAGAUUCCCAAAAGAAAAUUGAUAUUUUGGAGACUUUGGCUAUUCUUGGACCCCGUUUAUGUAUCGAAGUAGCGCCACAAUCUGGAUAUGCGCCUGAUCUAAUAGCAAAUAAUAUGCGUCUUUGUAUUAAUAUCUUAGAAGAUCGUAAAUACGUUGUUACAUCAAUGCCUACCGAACCAGUGCUGGCAGAGGCUAGUGCUCGAAUAAUGAAUGAUCCACAUGUCAGCCUCACAGAACUUAUUAAUCAGCUCUCCGAAGCCUUAAAAAAAGGCGUAGUAGAGGCCGGUUAUCGUGGAGAGCUUACAGCUAGGUUAUUACUGCUCAAUGCCUGGGAUUGUUGUAUCAAAAAAAAGAACGAGAAAGAAAAGAGUUUUGAUGACACAGAUAUUAUUUUCCGUUUCGUGACUAUUGAAGAUUUUUUAAGAUCAUUACUCGCGGACAAUGUUUAUGAGAAAAUAGAGAACCGCCUUGAAAAGAAA